CUGCUGAUUUGGGUAUGUGUGCUGUAAACAAUGAAUAAAACUCAGGCUAUGCCCCAGACAAGCUAUAUGUACCAGUGCAGCUACCUGCCCUCCCCAUUCCCUGAGGUACGGCACGCAGACUCGCCCCUGGACCAGUCCUCCAAGUGCUUUAAGGAUUGGUGUCCCACGGCCUUUCAACCGCCUGACUCCUGACUCGCGUCACCAUGGAAACCAGCCCCCUACUCAUUGUGCUGACUGCAGCUCUCAGCACAUCGGCCUUCCCCAGUCACUACAGACGCACGUUCUCCUCAACAAACGAACAUAUGACCUGGACUGCGGCUCAGGCCUACUGCCGGGAGAAUCACACUGACCUGGCUACUGUGUACAGCCAGGAGGAAGCAGAAAGGAUUUUAAACAUUGAAACAGACGAUGUCUUUGUGUGGAUUGGCCUGAGGCGCAGUAACAGCAGUGUGAAAUGGUCUAAUGGAGUCAGUGUUAAUUACACUAAAAAUAAAGCUGAUGAUGGACGGGAGGAACCGUUCUGCACCUCCAUGAAGGCAGAUGGAGAUUGGGAGAAUGUGAACUGCACCCAGGGGAGAGCUUUCAUGUGCUACAACAAAGGAGAUGGUGAUCACCCCCUGAGUUACACCCUAAAAAAGGAGCGACGCUCCUGGUGUGAAGCUCAGAGGUUCUGCAGACUGCACCACACUGACCUGGUCAGCAUCAGCAGCAGCACCCAAAAUGAUGCGGUAAAGGAGGAAGGAAGCAGUAGCAGCGCCCCCUUCUGGAUCGGCCUGAUAAACACGGACUGGGAGUGGUCUGACGGAGCGUGCUCCACCUUCAGAAACUGGGGGGGGCAAUCCUGAGAAAGGAAAGGACUGUGUGUUCUUGAUUAAAGAAGAAAAGGAAAUGGGCGUUUAAGGUUGUUCUCAAAACGCAGUAGGCAUCUGUUAUAAAGACGAGAUCCACGUGAUUAAGAGCACUGAGACCUGGGAGAGCGCUCUGGACUACUGCAAUCAGAACUACGAGGGAUUCCUGCGCAUCGAGUCCCCGCAGGACCAGCGCCGGCUGGAGGAGGAGCUUCACAAAAACAAC
Messenger RNA from Anguilla rostrata (American eel), 1074 nucleotides. RefSeq names its product snaclec agglucetin subunit beta-1-like. NCBI's taxonomy places the organism in Eukaryota, Metazoa, Chordata, Actinopteri, Anguilliformes, Anguillidae. Bases 204 to 845 code for a protein of 213 amino acids. The transcript has 5 exons. The record is from RefSeq and is a predicted model, not a curated record.